AUGGCUCCCCGCUGCUUCAUAAUCCGCCAUGGUGAAACCGAAUGGUCACUCAAUGGCCGACACACGGGUCUCACCGAUCUACCGCUGACAGCCAACGGCGAGAAACGAAUCCGAGCAACGGGCAAAGCACUCGUCGGAAACGACCGAUUGAUCGUUCCCAAUAAACUCGUUCAUGUCUUCGUCUCGCCCCGCGCCCGCGCCCAGCGCACCCUAGAGCUCCUCGAGAUUGGCUGCCGGGAGCGACUGCCCUGGAACGAACAGCGCAAGCCAGAGCACGAGGAAGCGAUCCGGACCGAGGCCAAGGUCGAGGUUACGGAGGCUAUCAGGGAGUGGGAUUAUGGGGACUAUGAGGGAUUGACGAGCGCGCAGAUUCGCAAACAGCGCGCCGAGCGGGGCGAAGGGCCGUGGAAUAUUUGGACGGAUGGGUGUCCCGGUGGAGAAUCCCCCGAGGAUAUUGUCCGCCGUCUCGAUGCUCUGAUUGACGAGAUCAAGAACAAAUAUCAACGCCCUUGCUUCGAGAACCCAGAAGAUCCCAAGAGCGAUGUCCUUGUUGUUGGACACGGCCAUAUUCUGCGUGCCUUUGCCAUGCGCUGGGUUGGGAAGUCAUUGACAGAGACAUCGCUGAUUCUCGAAGCUGGUGGAAUAGGCACACUCAGCUAUGAACACCAUAACAUCGAUGAACCAGCGAUCAUUCUCGGUGGACAAUUUGUGGUGGAGUAA
This is a messenger RNA of Penicillium paradoxum, 720 nucleotides long. Its product is annotated as histidine phosphatase family protein. The transcript has 4 exons. Gene Ontology annotation, biological process: ribose phosphate biosynthetic process. The record is from RefSeq and is a predicted model, not a curated record. Gene Ontology annotation, molecular function: sedoheptulose-bisphosphatase activity. NCBI's taxonomy places the organism in Eukaryota, Fungi, Ascomycota, Eurotiomycetes, Eurotiales, Aspergillaceae. The coding region runs from base 1 to 720 and encodes 239 amino acids.